GGUCCACUUCAGUGAAACUGAUACACAACUAAAAGGUACAAAAUAUUAUAUAUGUAAUACUGUCUGCCAUUAUGGAUGGUGUCUUAACAGGGAAUGCAUGCAAGAAUAGCUUGUACGUAUGGGUGGUGGUCAUAUCCUGUGGUGGGACUUCACACGAAAUAUAUGGUUAACUCCGUCCUUUUAGCUCAUAACCUGUAUGUCACGGAAGUGCUCACAUAACUUCAGGUCCUAGUGUUUAAAGAUGGUUCACCUGUUUGUUUUGUUCUGCUUGUGGCGUCUAGCUGGUGUUUUUGCUGAUACGGUUACUAUGAAGUCAGUGUCAGUGACGGAGAGAGAUUCAGUCACUCUAGACUCUGGUCUCACUGAAAUAAUAGAUGAUGAUCUGAUUCUGUGGAGGUUUGGAUCUGAAAACACUUUAAUAGCUCAAAUCAAUGUUAUUGCAGACAGUAUGACUGUAUAUGAUGAUGUUCUUGAUGAGAGAUUCAGAAACAGACUGAAGAUGGAUGAUCAAACUGGAUCUCUGACCAUCACAGACACUAGAACAACAGACUCUGGACUUUAUCAACUACAUACCAGCAGUGUGAGGAAGUGUUUCAAUCUCACUGUCAACGCUCGCCUGCCUGUUCCUAUCAUCAGCAGUAAUUCUUUAUCAUCAUCAAGAUCAUCAAAAUGUGAACAUCUCAACAUCACUGAUCUCUGUCAGAAAUGUGCAGAUUUACAUAGAUAUUGCUGUGAUACAUUUGAAGCUGUGAUCCGAUUGGUUGUCACUGCUCUGGUGGGCGUGGCUGCUGCAGCUGCUGCUGUUCUUCUGAUCAAUGACGUCAGAUCUACUAGAGGCAGUGGGUCGAUUGGAAAAACGGAUCUGAAAACAUAG
This is a messenger RNA of Carassius carassius (crucian carp), 874 nucleotides long. RefSeq lists its product as uncharacterized. The transcript has 4 exons. Bases 242 to 874 code for a protein of 210 amino acids. NCBI's taxonomy places the organism in Eukaryota, Metazoa, Chordata, Actinopteri, Cypriniformes, Cyprinidae. The record is from RefSeq and is a predicted model, not a curated record.